Messenger RNA from Meloidogyne enterolobii, 1833 nucleotides. NCBI's taxonomy places the organism in Eukaryota, Metazoa, Nematoda, Chromadorea, Rhabditida, Meloidogynidae. The record is from the annotation of a GenBank genome assembly.
AUGGCUGGUUUUUUCUCUAAUCCAUUUCAACUAAAGAAGCCUAUUAAAAGAAGAAGCCGUGUCUUAAACAAUUUGGAUUGUAUUGUUCCUAAUUCUGAGGAAGAACUUGCUCUUCACCCAAAGAAACUUGAUGAGUUAAAGCAAUGGUUUAGAUCAAAGAUGGGCAUUUGUCGAGGAUCCAAAACUUUAUUGCUGACAGGCCCUAGUGGUUCUGGAAAAAGGACAGCAGUAAGGGUUAUUGCAGCAGAACUGGGAAUUGAAGUAACAGAAUGGGAUUGGACAGAUGAUUGUAAUAAUUUAAAUAAUAAUCGAAGACGUUCUUUCUCUGCUGAGGGAUUUGCACAAUUCUUGAAUGAUACACAAUUUAGUUCAAUUCAACGAAUGUCUUUAAAACAUCGAUUAUUACUUAUUAGUCAAUUGCCUAGCGAAUUUUUAAAUGAACCAAAACUUCUACAUCAAUUAUUGGCUAGUAAAAUUUCCCUCUCUCGAUGUAUAAUUGUUUUUGUACUUCCAAAUGUUGAUUCUUGUUGGUCUCUUAGCCCUUUUAGAAUUUUUCCUCAAUCAAUUUUGGAUGUGCUAGGAAUUGAACAUAUUAAAUUUAAUCCAAUUUCAAUUUCCCUUUUAACUAAUGCCCUUCAAAAAGCUUCCAAAAAACUUUGUAAUUCUCAACAAGGAAUUGAUGUUAAAAAUAUUGCUAAUUCUUCUUUUGGUGAUAUUAGACGUGCAAUGAAUUUAUUACUUUUACACUAUAGACAACAAAAUUCCAAAAUAAUUGAAGGAAAUUCUGCAAAACGUUCAAGAUUAGAAAAAUUAUCAAAUAAUUCUCAACAGCAACCUUCAACUUCCUUCUUUUCUUCUAAUUUUGCUUCAGAUCAAUUAGAAUUAUUUCAUUUUAUUGGAAAAAUAAUGUAUGCAAAAAGGGCUGAAAAACCAACAGAAAAAUGGUUGGAGAAUGAAUCUAAAUUAAAUUUUAAUUUAAAAAGAAUUUAUGGACGUCCAUUACCUCCAAAAGAUGAUUUAAAUAAAUUAAUUGAAACAUCUCCAAUAUCUCCACAAUUGUUAUCUUCUUAUUUAUUUGAACACGAACCUCGUUUUGGUCCCUCAAUUAAAUCAAUUUCUAAAAUUCAACAAAUUAUUUCUAAAUUAGAUGUGCUUAUUUCAAGUAAUUAUGAACAGAGAAAUCAAAUGGAAAAAUAUAUGAUUGAUUUAUCUGUCCGAGCAUCACUUUUUCACAAUUAUCGACCAUCUACUGGAGAUAAACAAAAAUGGCGUUUUUAUCAAUUUGAAAAGCCUCGUCUUUACGAUUUGAGAAUGCAAAGAAUGGAAAUUAAAUCGAGAAUAUCUGCUUUAUAUCCAAUUGGGAGAACUUCUGAUAUGUCUAUUUUAUUACUUUCAUUACUUCCACGUAUUUCUUCAAUUUGUGUUAAUUAUAGUCAAGCAGAAUUAUUAGAAAAAUUAAGUCUUUCUUCUAAUCGUUUAUUUAAAUUUAAAAUUUGUGAAAAUUCUACCCCAACAAAUUCUUCUUUUUUACAAAAAAACGAGGAUUUAUCAGCAACAACAAAUGAAGAGGAUUUAAUUAAAAUGACAGAACAACUUUUUGAAGAUAAUAAUUUAAUAAAAGAAGAAUUUCAAAAUUCUUUAAAUAAUUCUUUCAAUUCAUUUUAUUCAAUUUCUUCAUUUUUUGAUGAUGAAGAAGGUGGAGGGGGAGGAAAAGAAGGAGAAGAAACUGAUGGAUUUUGUUAUGAAAUUAAUGAAGAAGAAGAUGAGGAGGAGGGAGAGGAUGAUAAUGAUGUUGGGGAUUUUGAUUUUUAAAUUAGUUUUUGAUGAUUUCAA